AUGCUGAGCAUAAGGCAGCCUGGGGAGGCAUUUGCUGAAUGGCUGCAAACCACAGACGAAGCACCUCCAGCUUUGAGCUGGGGCUCCACCCCUCUUUCUCCUCCCAUCUCUGACUUCACACCACCUGCCCUCCGGAGUCUUCACUGCCCACUGCGACUUCAUGAAGUUGGCCUGGGAAAGGCAAUCAGGUGGUCACCCACGGCUACCAGGCCUUUUGUGUCCACCGUGACUUCCUGGACCAUAGGCCAUUUUGCAGCCACCCUGCCUCCUCCACCUGCGAGAGCCCGGAAGCCCAGCAUGUCUCCGGCGUCCGUGGGACCCUUGAUGCCCACAGCGUCUCCCAAUCCUCCUGCCUCCUUGAAGACCACCAAAUCGGCCAUGCCCAACAGCCCCUCUGUGUCCACCAAACCUGUGACCGCCCCUAACUCGGUCACGAGCCCAAGCAUGUCCGAAUCUCCCAAAUGGGCAAGUACAAAGGCAGCCCCUUCUAACCAGCCCAGCAACAAGUCCCGAGCCCACGGCACGGCCCGAACGCCUAGCAAAGCCAGCACUGACUCCAGGACCAGCAAAGCCAGCAAGGCCAGCAGGGUAAGACGCCCCCGGCGCAGAGGCACCCACGGCCGAGGCAGAACUCCCGGCAGAAGCGGAAGCCGCAGCUCCAAGAGGUCAGCCAACAGGGCCAGCACUCCCAGCAGGAGAAGAACUAAUGGUGCCAGACCAGGUGUGCCCAGCAGGGUGAGAACUCCUACUUCCCAGCGAAAACAGAGUUGGGGGAAGAGUUACAGCCAGCUGAGAACCGACAACCGGGAAAGGAGUGACAGCCAGCCUAGAAAUGUGAGCAGAAAGAGGAGCUGCAGCCCCCCAGGAGCCUUGGAUGUGGGGAAGAGCUCCAGCCUGGCUGGAACCCCCAGUAGGGCAAAGAGUUAUCGCCCCGCUAGAACUCCCUUCGAGGAGAAAGGUCACUGCCCGUCUCCAGCAUCAUCGAGGAGGGUGAAGGGUUAUAGUCAGAAGAUCACCCCCAGCAGGGGAUGGAGUUACAGCCCUACUGAAGUGUUCAGCAGGGUCGAGAGUUACAACCAAGGUAGUGCACCCAGCAGGCCCCAAAGUCACAGCCACUGGUCUAGAAUGCCUAGAAGGGCAAGAAGUCGCGGUAGGGAGAGGGCCCACGGCAGGGUGAGAGGUCACAGCUGGAAGAGAAAUCAUAGCAGGGCAAGAAGUCGUACCCGGAAGGGAACUCCCAGUCAGAUGGGAAGACACAGCCACUCUAGAAUCUGCAGCAAGGGGAAAACUUAUAACCAAUUUAGAACCCCCAAAAGGGAAAGACGUUACAGCCAGUCUAGAAGCCCCAGCAGGGAGAGAAGUCACAGACGAUCUAGAACCCACAGCAAGGAGAGAGGUUGCAGAUGGUCUAGAAGCCCCAGCAAGGAGAGAGUCCACAGCCGAUCUAGAACCCCCAGUAAGGAGAGCGGUCGCAGCCACUCCAGAACCCUCAGCACGGAGAGAGAUUACAGCCGAACUAGAAUCUCCAGCAAGGAAAGAGAUCACAGCCGAUUCAGAACCUCCAGCAAGGAAAGAGAUCACAGCCAAUCUAGAACCCUCAGAAAAGAGAAAGAUCCCAGCCAAUCUAGAACCCCCAGAAGUCUCAGCAGGAAGGGAUCCCCUAGCAGGGCACAGAGUCCUAAUCAGAACAGAAAACCUAGCGAGAUAAGGAGC
Messenger RNA from Globicephala melas (long-finned pilot whale), 1713 nucleotides. It is a transcript of the gene SRRM5, whose product is annotated as serine/arginine repetitive matrix 5. The record is from RefSeq and is a predicted model, not a curated record. NCBI's taxonomy places the organism in Eukaryota, Metazoa, Chordata, Mammalia, Artiodactyla, Delphinidae.